AUGCCUCCCCUAAUGGGAAACCCCAAUCAUGCAAUCGCCCCCAAUUUUCAAUUAUUAGAGCAUGCGGAAGCUCGAGCCCAACUCGUAAAUGAUGCAAUCGACGAUCAGCAAGCAGCAGCAAUCCUAGCUAACCUAUGGCGCAUCCAAAACGAAGCUGACAAGCGUCAAUGGGCAGCCAGGAUUGAAGCCGAAGCUCGAGAAGCAGAAGCCCAGCGCAGAGAAGAAGCCGAAGAAGAAGCCCAAUGCCAACAAACGCUAAGGGAAGAACAAGAGGCUGCAAUUCAAGAGGAAUGCAAGAAGAAUAAAGCCAAGUAUGCCCCAAUCAAAGACACUAAUGUUCCUUCCGACCCCAUCAUCCUCCCAUGUCAAUAUGCUGCCUGGAAAAUGAAAUCAGGCAACUACUGCAAACUAUUCUACUUCACAAACAGUGGUCUAGAAGAGGCCUCCCGCUCCGCCUUCACAGCUGAUGAAGAUGCUUUAGUGGUGCUACCCACUUCAGACAGUCUAAAUAAAUGGAUCCCAGCCGCCGCUGCCAGGGAUCCCAAAGCUCAAAUCAUCAAAGACGAGAACCUGACCUGGGAACAGUUUAAUGAGGCAGCCCCGCGCAUGGUAUCUUUGAUG
Molecule: messenger RNA, 621 nt
Organism: Suillus subalutaceus
Lineage: Eukaryota; Fungi; Basidiomycota; Agaricomycetes; Boletales; Suillaceae
Exons: 1
Source: RefSeq, a predicted model, not a curated record